Messenger RNA from Fundulus heteroclitus (mummichog), 7633 nucleotides. It is a transcript of the gene magl, whose product is annotated as MAX dimerization protein MGA-like. NCBI's taxonomy places the organism in Eukaryota, Metazoa, Chordata, Actinopteri, Cyprinodontiformes, Fundulidae. Gene Ontology annotation, molecular function: RNA polymerase II cis-regulatory region sequence-specific DNA binding; protein dimerization activity; DNA-binding transcription factor activity, RNA polymerase II-specific. The transcript has 22 exons. The coding region runs from base 412 to 6792 and encodes 2126 amino acids. Gene Ontology annotation, cellular component: nucleus. The record is from RefSeq and is a predicted model, not a curated record. Gene Ontology annotation, biological process: regulation of transcription by RNA polymerase II; positive regulation of DNA-templated transcription; cell fate specification.
GCAGAAGGAAACAUUUAAGAGAAAUUGGCGUGCGAAUAAUGAGCUCGUGGAUGUUGCUGGACUCCCGCUUCCCUGGCGCUCGCGGGUCGGGAAUCACGCGCCAUUGGAGGGGGUGAUACGCACUGUGCAUGCGCUUUUUGGCUCAGCGGCGUGCACACAGGUCGGUCGAUGCGAGCACGGCGGCGUGGCUCUCGGCCUCCAUUUGCCAGUUUGUGUUUAUGUUCGAGGGAAUUUGCCGAGGCUCGUUUCGGCGGCCGAGACGCCGCGCAACAGUUGGAGUUUCGCCGCAGACGUCAUCGCUACGGCGUGCCCGUGUGGCACGAGGCGUCGGGACGGCGCCGCGAGGAGCCGAAUGCCGUGUGAUGAUCGGAGCCGGUGGUCAAGUCUGCCUUGAGCUCUGAACCUGCAGCCAUGGAGGUCGCCCAUUCAUCGGAGGAAGCGCUCACAGACCCCCCUGCCUCCAUCCCCUCUUCGCCUACCUCCCCUUUAACCACUGCAAGGCCCAGUAUCGCCACCGGCAACACAAUGGAGAGUAAAGCCAUCUCCGUGGCAAGCAAUGAAUGCAGCUCUGCUCUUUCCUCGCCUGCUGAAGCGAGCCCAGCCAAGGCUGCUGGGACACCUUCUUCAAUGCUCGAAGAGACGAUGGACCAAAGCCCCGCUACCUCACAGAUGGCAUCCGCAUCAGACUCUCUAAAGAGCCCGGGAACAAGUCUAAUCUCCAUUACCGAAACUUACCCUUGGGUUUCUACGCUGUCGCCUACCACGUUUGGCUAUCCGCUCCCUACAGAGGGCUUUCCUGCUGUGCUCAGCUUCAGAGGUGUCACUGUCACGUUGGAGAACAACAGCAUAUGGAAGCAGUUCUGCGAGUGCGGCACUGAGAUGAUCCUCACCAAACAAGGUCGCCGCAUGUUCCCCUACUGCCGCUAUCGCCUGUCUGGCCUAGAGCCCGAUCGGAUGUACAAUCUCGUCCUCUCCAUUGUGCCGUCGAGUCUGUACAAGUACCGGUGGAGUACGUCCAAGUGGGAGGCCAGCGGGCCGGCGGAGCACCAGGCCCAGGGCCUGAUCCGAGCCUUCCCCCACCAUCACUCGCCCUGCCGCGGCUCAGAGUGGAUGUCCUGCUUGGUGUCUUUCUAUAAACUCAAGCUGACGAAUUUCUUCCAGGACCAAGAGGGUCACAUGAUCCUGCACUCCAUGCACCGCUACAUUCCCAGGCUCCACAUUAUUCCCGUUCUGGACGGGGAGGCACCCACAGCGGACAAACCUGUGGUCGUGGGACCUGAGAGCAUCACCUUUACGUUCCCACAAACUGAGUUUAUGGCAGUGACGACCUAUCAGAACUUUCGAAUCACCCAGCUGAAGAUCAAUCACAACCCGUUCGCCAAGGGCUUCAGGGAGGACGGGAACAACCCGCGUCUCAACAGAAUCCUUCCGCUCGCCGUGAAGGCAGAAAGCCAGACGGAGGUCCUGAAGGCCGCUGAACCCAAGGAGCAACAAGAGGAGGGGAGGGAUCCGAGCGACAACAGUGAACUUCCCUCGGCUGCCUCUGCAACUGCAGAAGAGACUAGACUGGUGCUGAAGCCCGUAAUGUCCGACCCGUCUAGUAGUGGUGAUACAUAUGUGCCCUGUAUCAGGGGCAAGCAUGCACUGGGUGAGCUCGUGCUCGUCCAGAACCAGCCUGGCGUUGAACCCGAGAAAGAGGACGGCACCGCUGUUCCUCCCACGACAAAUUCGGGCUUGACUCUGCCGCCUAAACCAACAUCCAAUAAACCUGGUACCUCCAAAGCGACCCAGGGAAUAUCGGCUCGGUAUCGCAAGAAGAGGAGGAGGAAGGUCAAGACGCGCUGGACAAUGUACCAUCCAAAGACUUGGAAAAGGGCGGCCGCCUCUGCCAAAGUGACCUACAGACAAUCACUGACAGUCGCCAUGCAGCCAGAGCUGGAUGACAUAGAAGGCCUGCUGUUUGUGUCGUUCACCUCAAAGGAAGCUCUGGAGGUUCACAUCAAAGACAGGUUAGCAAACACCUCCUCAUCAGAACUCCCUGUUAGCUUAACAGGGCCGAUGGAGACGAAGACGUCAGUAGAAGACGUCUCCAUGGGGGAGAAUCCAGAGACAGCGAAGGAGAAAACUGCUCGACUGGAGUCUCUCCUCCUCGAUGACCUGAGCGUUCUCAAACACAAGCAGGUCAUCCAUCCCGUGCUGCAGGAGGUGGGCUUGAAGUUGAGCACCUUAGAUCCAGCCACGCCUGUUGAUUUGAAGUAUCUGGGUGUUUGUCUGCCACUGCCUCCUUCAAGCCCGCACGGCCAAAGCAGCGCACCAGCUAAAUCUCCUGCUGAUGAGGAUUUACAGUUUAUCUCCAGAACAGGAAAAACGAGGGACGUGACAAAAAUAAAGGGAUGGAGAAACAAGUUCACAACAAGCCAAGAAACAUCUGCUUCUAAUGGUGAAGGAUUACAAAAGAACCUGUCUGCCUUCUGCAGCAACAUGCUAGAUGAGUACUUGGAGAGCGAAGCUCAGCAAAUCAGUGAGCGUGCCGCUGCUUUCUCCACUAACCCAGAGGACACGGUGGCCUAUCAGCUGCCUGAGAAGAGCUCCAGCUAUGUGAAGACCCUGGACAGCGUACUCAGGCAUCAGGGCGCUGCUUCCAGAGCCUCGGUUAGGGCCAACAGACCUUGUCCUCUCUCUCGUAAAACCUUCCCUCACUCAGCUCAGAUGUCUCCCGGUGUUUCUCCGACCACUCCUGAAGCCCCCAGUCAGCUGCCGGAUCCAGAUCCAGAAGCUGCUGCUGGGUCCAGUGAGGACCAAUCACAAAGAUUGUCAAGCAGCCAGUCAGGAGCCAAUCAGAGACCCGUGCUGAGCUUUGGUCAGAGCCAGGGCCCGCCGCACAAAGGCGCAGGCUUCUCGAAGAUCCAACUCAAAGUGAUGCAGAUGGAAACAGCAGCGUUUAACCAGGGCCUCAGCAGAACCCGUCUGACUCCAGAAAGACUCUCUACAGCUCUGUCUGUGAUAAUGAGCACAACGAGCAUGCCCAGGGAGAUCCCGUUUCAAGAUAACACCGUGGGAGCUCAGUGUGGUCAGGAGUUCUGCAGACUGGGCUGCGUGUGUCACAGUCUGCAGCAGCUGCAUACAACCCGUGACCACUGUGGGCAGCCCGAGUGCCUGUUUACCUGUAGCUGCUUCAAACCUACAGAAGAGUCCGCCACGCCUCGCCCCUCCUCCCAUGCUGGUAAACUGUGGAACCACAGCGUUAAUAAUGAGGAUCUAGAACCGCUUUAUACCCCCAAAAGUGCUCCGGCUCCACCAAAAGCCCAGAAAACCUGGACGUUUUCUCCAGCACCCCCGAUCCGUGAAGAGGAUAAGGAUCCUGUGUACAAGUAUCUGGAAAGCAUGAUGACGUGCGCACGGGUCCGAGAGUUUAACAGCCUGCCUCCACCAGUCGUCACCUUGGACCCUGGGGGUUUUCAAUCCAAGGACAAACCAGCACCACAGAACGACGUAAAGCAGGAGAACGUAGCUCCAGCAACCGAUCAAAAACCAGUGAAAAGACCCUCUCUGGAUGCAGAUGUCGCUGCACUAAAAGCAAGAAAGCAAAUCGAGAUCCAGUCGAUGUGUCAGUGGAAGACGGACAGUAAAAUGGUGCUGGAGGGUUUGUGGGAACGCAUGAACCAGAAUCAGCUUCACCUGCGUUUCUACGUUGGGCCUUACUGCAUCUGCCCCGUGGCCAGAGUCAUCUUAAAGAAACCCAGCGGCAACCUCAUCAUCUACAGGCUGCGAAUCAGCAAACCAGAAAAAGUGAACGGCUGCGAGGAUGAGUCUGAGGACGGUGAAGAGAAGUGUGACGACAGACGCUGUGACGGAAAUACCGAGGAAGAGACAGCGGAGAACCUUUGGAUUCGUUAUGGGCUCAUUCCUCACCAGAGGGGCACGAUGCCCGUCAGGAGACUGAGAGCCCAGAGAAAACCUUCAGGCCGCAAGGCAUCCGGACUCAUCCAGGUAAAUGAUAAAUGCUACAAUCACGCCACGCUGUUGCUCGGUAACAUGGGCUCUCUGCAUCCAGCCAACCGUCUUGCAGCCCGUGUCACAGGCCGACUGGGGGCUGACAAAACGCCUCCGACGCAGCAGUCAGCAAACACAACCACCACACCAGAAUCCAAUCAUUUCAACGCCACAAACACAUCCAUCCCUCAACCUGCGUACCAGAAGAGAGCACUGCUGCCCAAAGCCGAUUUACUCAAACCAGACCCGUUGAAUAAUGGAGCCAGCAACACGGUGCAGGAUUCCCAGAGGCCCCAGUUCCUAAGCACUUCUGCCCAGUCGUUUUUCCCGUUCCAGCAAAACAUCCACAGCAGCUCCGCGUCCUCGCCCGUCUCCCUCACGGUCUCGCCGUCGCUGAAGAGCCCCAGCUUCCUGGCUGAGAGUGGGACGUACUCCUUCAGAAUCUGCCCUCCGUCCACCCACGCCGGCGACAGCCAGAAGCCGUCCGGCGUGCCCCUGCCAGGAGGCUUCACCCUCAUCCAGCUCCCAAAACCCGGAGCGGAAGAAAAGGCGAAGCCUCCCGACGCUACGUGCAGCGCUUCAGCUCAGAACAAAGACAGUGUUUCUAAUCUAAGCACCUCAGCAGGGAAGUGGUUUGGUUUUGAUACCUUAAGCAAAGUUAGGACCCUGCUAAGCAGCGACUUGCCCGAGCCUGACUCCUCCUCUGGGCGGCCUCCUGAGGAGAAGAUGCUGUUGGAUGGGAACAGUGAGGAAGAGGACCCGCUGCAGACCGAGAAUCAGCAGGACUUAUACUUUGAUAUGUCCUCAGAAGAAUUGAGCUCUGACUUUUCAGACUACGAUGAAUGUGAAGAACAGGACGAGAUGGUGGACAUCGAAACUGUAGAAGCGAAACAAGGAGAGUUAAUUUCUGAAAUGAGAAAAGACGCGUUGAGUCGGCAGCAGUCAAGGGACUUUGCAGGCGACCGUGAGCUCAAUGAAGCACCAACGGGCCUUAAACCGUGUGAAAUGUCUGACGAUCAGAAAAACACGCGGGCGCGCUGGAACCACUCAGCCGUGGAGAAGCUGAGGCGCUGUGAACAGCGGGUCCUGUUUGACAGGCUGCAGAGUCUCCUGAAACUGGAUUCCAAAUCCUCCCGGCUCCACGUACUUGAACUGGCUGUUAAGGAAAUCGACAGUCUGGGCAAGACGUCCAGAUAUCUUCAGGCGGAGAAAGAGAGGCUGCUCCAGGCCCAGUCUGUCUUUUUGAAGCAGCUGUCUGUGUUGGCUGGGAAGCCUGUGGACGUGAUCCAAAGCAAGCUGAAGGAGAUCUUUGAGCGGCAGAAACAGCGCGAGAAGAAUAUGCAAUGGAAGCCUUUCUUUUCACACCUCCUGCAGAGCAAAGCUGCUCUUCUUCAAGCCACCGCCGCCCCUACUGAUCUCAAGCCCUCGUCGCCGCCGCAAGACGUCAGCCCACCAGGUCAUCCCGGCUUUUCUGAGGCGGCGAAAAGCAACCUACAAACGUUGAUGUCCCGGAUUCAUUCUUCAAAAUCGCCGGGACUGGCUUCUGACCAGUCUAAUGAGGACAAAUCUAUGCAAGGUUCCCAGCCUAAAGCGGUUACUGUCGUUGUCCCAGUUCAGGGAACAUCCCCCCCACAGGUGGAGGUUCAGCAAAAAGAACCUGAAGCUGUGGACCACCCUCCUUCCAAGUUGGAUGAGAACCAGGAAGUAUCAAAAGAUCCAGACCAGAGCUCCACGCCUACUUCUGUAACAAAAGACUCAAAAGUCCUGGACAAACUGGCCAAUACUGUCGCUGCGGCCACGUCUGGACCCACUGGAACCAUAAAGAGAACCAUAGUCGUCCCCGCAAGGCCGGUUGCUCUUCCUCUGAUUCGCUCCAAAACGGGCAGACUCAUUCUUCCCUCCUCCCUGAAACCAUUUGGGAAAGGCUACUACACCCUGAUGGUGAUGGAGUCCAAGAAGAAGGAAGACGGGGAUACGGCCAGCUCUCCAGCGACCGCUGACUUGGAUCCUUCCAAGAAUUCGGAGAAAAGCGCUCCUCCUCCUGAACAGCCCUCAGAUCCAGAGAGCGGAUCUGCAGCGGUGGACAAACCACCUGCACCUUCAGAUUCUGAUCCGAAGAGUUCAGGUGUAGCGAGCCCCCUCACUGAGCUCACCUUCCUCAACAAAUCAAUCGCCGUACCUUCGCUCAGCCGACAAGCCACCGAGGAGGGCAAAGGGGAGGCUCUUCCGAUUUUUAUUAGAACCUCGGCGACUCGCUUCUGUUUGAAACCUGUAGGCAAGGUUCCUGCUUCUGCCACCGGCGAGCAAAACUCCAGACCUCUGUUUGUAACCGUCCUCAGCAGCAAGCCUGCGAAGAGCCCGGCGGCCCCUCCAAGUACAGACGCUAGCAAAACCGAGGUAGAGCAGACCGAGGUGGCCGAGGGUAACGUAGAUGGGCUGACUGGACUGAAACAAGACGAUGUGAUUGUGAAGAAGAUACAAGUCCGAGUCCAGAACACCCCAGGGACAGGGGGGGAAAUGGGCGAUAAACCCUCCUCUGUCAAACGAUGCAGAGGAAGGUCUUCAGCAAAGACAAGGGGACAGGGCCGAGGUUCUGCUGUGAGGCGUGCAAAAAGUCCAGACUCGCCAGUAAAAUUUCCGUCUCGCAAAAGCACCAAUGCACAGAACUCAGAAGAGGAGGCCACUUCCCGGCCGCUGACACGCGGCUCUCUGGGAAAGGACUUCCCAAGUGCAAAGAAACGCUCCUGGAUAGAUGUAGAGAAGGAACUGGAACUGGAACCGGACCUCGAGCUUGUGUAGUCUGUACUGGGUAAGAUGGGCUCAUUCAGUUUGGUAACCUCAGCUCUCUGUCGCAGCAGCGUGUCCAAACCCCACAGUUUUACCUCCUUUGCUGCUAGUCGGUGUCAACACGGAGUACAAGCUUCACCACGCGUGCCUGUUUUUUAAAAACAAAAACAAACGAUCAGGUCCCCGCGGAGCUACCUUACGCUGAUGUUUUUGAAAAAUACCUCAGUGAACUUCUUCGAUGCUGUAGAGAAACGCCCCAUACAAAGAGCAUUACCCGACCUGCUGAAUGUACGAGUAAAGUCUGUGCUAGCCGCUUCAAUCAGCUUUCAUCUGUUUUCUGUCUAUUAACUGUGACUAACAUGUUUCUUUCUUGAAAGCGCCUUACUCACUAUAUUGCCGUGCUUAAACCUGUUUUUGUCACACAGAAGAGAUUUAGAAACUAAGGAUUCAGUUGUAAAGCUUUAGGAGGGGAAGUCAUACCAAACCAUGAACUGCUAUAAUAAAUUCCUGGUAUUUACCAUUCAAUUAAAUGUUUUUUUUCUUUUCUUUUUUUAGUUGCACUUUAUAUUUCUGGUAGAACCCAAGCAAUAAGACAUGUUAAUUCUUCAACUCAAGCAGAAAUGCUACUGGCCUUUACUUUGGGAUGUUAGUCAGUGGUAUUCCUUGUGAUGUAUAAAGCUGAUUUAUAAGAAAUAGCCUGUGUGAAUAUUUUGUUUUCUUUUGUUAGUCUUUUGUUACUAUUACUUAUUAAUUAUUAUUAGUCUAUUUUUUAAGGCUAUGGUUAUUGUGAAACACUGGUUGUUAUCGUGACUGAUUAAUAAAAUAUUUGCUCUUGAAAAAUGGAAGAGGUGAA